GACACCAACACAACACACAACAAUGUGCGUCCUUAUCUUUGCGGGAAAGAUUUCUGUGGGCUGUGGAAAAGAACUUUUGUGACAAUCCUUUCUUCUGCCUGCCCCGCCAACCGGAAUGUGAGAAUUGGAAUUGUAGAUCAAAGCAUGGCAGAACAAUUCUGGAAGGUAAACAGUACAGCCCCCUGCCUGCAGUUACGUCUCCUCAUGUUGACGAUAUAUGUAUGGACUGACUAGCAAACUGCUAUCUGGUGAAGGUUUAUUGAUCCGACCGGUCCCUUGCGACGCGUGAUUUUGUUCGAUUAUGUGGAAAAACAUUUUGUUGACACCAUCGACCACUCCAAUUGAUAUUGCAAUCGGUUCCAACAGAUUAUUCUAGUUCACUUUCAAACAAAACUAUCAAAGUGGGAGAGUAAUUACGGGUAGUGUUUUGUGCCAGUAAACAUCAUACCACGGGGCCCAUCCACGCUCUGAUUCAGUACAGAGAAGACAAAAGGUGUUUUAAAAACUUAAAACCAAAUCAGCGUAUUGUGGCCACGUCGACAAAAAUUACAGCAACAUGUUGGCGGGAUUCUUGGCCAGGUUUGCCGUGCUAAUUGCAGGCUUUUGUUUGGUAGUUGCUCGAUUACUUUGUCCUGAGCCGUGUUCGUGUCGCCACGCCCCUUCUGACGUCACAGUCAACUGCAGCUACAGAAGGCUGACGUCACUUCCUGACUUCUCUGUACUGGAAGAAGGUAACCUUCCACUGGACAUCUUUCUGAACGGCAACAAACUCUCUCAGCUUCUGGCCACCUCCUUCUGGCACGUGGCGUUGAGGCUGAGAACACUGGAGAUCUCGAAGAACGAGAAAAUCUUAGAAAUAUCUCCCCGAGCCUUUGCUCGAUCUCGGGGAGUUCUCAAGGUAGUAAAACUUGACCCCAUUCAAAACGACCUAGCAGAAGAUCUGAGAACAUUCGCAGAAGCCAGCGUCUUGGAAGAGCUUCGUAUAGAAACAAGCUCUGUGGUCGCCAAGGCUUUGCUUCAUAGCCCCCUGACAGACACACCCGGAGACGCCCCCCUCAAGGUUCUCCACAUACGUAACUCCGGCGUGACGUCACUGGAAGCGACGGCAGUGAGAGGUCUCUCCCUCACGGAGCUUGGCCUCAGCGACAAUCACUUGUCCGAUUUCCCGACAUCCUUGAGGGGCCUGAUGUCCGAGACGCUCCAGGUUCUAUAUUUAGACGGGAACCGGAUCCAGUCCCUAGAGCAGCGGCACUUCCCUAAGGGUUGCAAACUCCAGACCCUCCACCUCCAGGGGAACUCUAUUUCGGCCGUACAGCCAGGGACGCUGGACAGAUGUCCAGACUUAGAAGAUCUCAACUUAGCUGGAAAUAAACAUAUCGUCUCGUUAGACUCGGGUCUUUUCGUGAACGUACGCAAUUUGAAACUAGAUGUAAGUGGAACGGACAUUUCAGACCUGAGUUUCGUCAAAUCACAUCAGGUUCACAGACUCACAGCGUUUGACACAAAAGUGCUGUGUGAAUGCAACACCAGAGGCAAGCAGCUGCAACAUUUUGGGGUGAAACUUGAAGGAACGUGCAGCACACUAGAGGCUGGAUCCGCGCUAGAUCUAAAACAGCUCAGCCAGUACUGCCCUGCUUUCAUAGACCCGGAGUAUCCAACCGUUCUCGAGGGUCAAGGGCUGAAGGAUAGAGGAUUGUCGAGGUCCUUGGAAUUUCUUUGGGAGUUUUUCCAAGACGAUUUGAGACCUACCAAAGCCCGCGAGUUCGGCCAUGAUUCUUUUGAGGAAGUCAGAAAAGAUCCUUCACAAUCCGUGUAUCAGAAAAUACAGUCAAGGAGUCACGAAAAAUCGUUAGAAGAAGAUACCCCUGAGACUAGUGUCUCUGUAACCUCUCAAAAUGCAGGACUUCCAGAUGAGCAGCAGCGAGUUAGAGAAAGCACAGAAAAAAGGCUGGCAGAAAAUCUACGCCAUAUUGAAGAAAAGCAACAAAACGUUCCCUUGAGCGGUGAAGCGAACCCAAGAAAACAAGACUCGCCUAAGGUACAGCACAGAGCGACGGGAGAUGACACAGCGAGCCAUGCUCGAGACAGACUCAGAGACACCCACCUGGCAGAACCGGCCAGGUCAUCGCUUCCACAGUCGUCAGCUGACAAAAAGCGCGUGCGGCGAGAAAACAUGGCAAGGAACAGCAACGGUCAGGGAAAGUUGAAAUGGAGACAAAGUUCACGCGUGUCCAUGUUUGGUUCAUGUCUGGAAACCUGUGAGGAGAUUUGUUCCCACAACUUCCCAGAUGUGCGUGUGGAGGGACAGGCACCCCGGAAAUCAAAAUCAAAGCUCCAAUCGGAACCGAAACCGGAACCGUCAUCCACCCCAAGUGUUGGCCUAUUUAUAGAUACACAAGCAGACAACAUGGCGGACAGACAGAGCCAGGGUCACCGAGAGGCGUCGCAACAAGGUCAUGUCAUGAGCAGACUUGCGCAGGGAGAGAACUCAUCAUCACACGCACAGACUGUCAACAAAACCUCGACUGUAGGACACACGUUAGAGACAAAAGGCACACCAGUUGAAACAGUAUCACUAAACAGACCGCUCACACACCCAGAUAGACCCGUCACACAUCCAGAUAGACAGGCCACACAUCCAGAUAGACAGAUCUCACACCCAGAUAGACAGACCACACACCCAGAUAGACAGACCACACAUCCAGAU
Aplysia californica (California sea hare) is the source of this 2707-nucleotide messenger RNA. RefSeq lists its product as uncharacterized. The annotation marks the transcript as partial. Gene Ontology annotation, molecular function: protein binding. The record is from RefSeq and is a predicted model, not a curated record. The transcript has 2 exons. NCBI's taxonomy places the organism in Eukaryota, Metazoa, Mollusca, Gastropoda, Aplysiida, Aplysiidae.